AGGCGUGCUCCUGCCCGAGGCGCCCUGCAGGCCGCCCCGAGUCCGAGGGCCCUCGCCUCAAGUCGGUCCGAGGCCCUCGCCGGCGAGGGCCUCGGAUGGCCGAUGCCGGGCCGCCGGGCGCCGGGGCCGCCGGCCCAGGGCUGGACGAGGCGACGAGGAGGGAGAAGCUGGCGCAGGUCCAGGCAGCGCUGAAAGGCAUCAACGAGCGAAUCCAGGGCCAGCGCGGCUUCUCCGGAGGCAAGCGGGCACGGGGCGCCGGCAGCAGCGCGGCGGCUUCCGGCGGGGACGCCGGCAGUCGGGCGGCCGACGCUCCCAGCGCGAAGGGAAAGCGGCCGAGGUCGCCCUCCAGCAGCAGCAGCAGCGACGAGGUCACCAUCACGUCCACGGCCAACACGGAGGUGAUCAUCACGCAGGCGUCGGUGCGCGGCCCGGGACGCUGCCGACCGCGCCGCGGUCGGCGCGCACCGCAGGCAGCUGCACAAAAAAAAUUCGCGGCCGCCAGGAGCUGCAGGGGGCGCCGCCGGAGGAUCUAGACACCGGCGGCGUUGCGGCUGCAGAGGUAUCAGCUCAAGAGGCGCCGGCUGAUACUGACACUGCGGGGCUGACGUUCUUGUGAGUUCCGCUGUCAAAAGAAAAAGGUCCGACUGCCGACAUGGUAGUAUUCGACGUGCGCUCCCCACCAAGCAGCAACACUGGUAGCAGCAAUCAUGUCCAGGCCCCUUGCCCAAGUUCUGAGGUGGCCUUGUGUUUCAGCUCGUCAUACUCGCUUCGACGCCGUUUGCUCGGGACGCGAUUGUGGGAACCUCGAUGCGCCCUGCGAUGGAAGAAGCCAUUAAAGCGUUUGAUUUGCUCGUGUUUGUCGUUCAAAACAUUUUAUUUACUCUGAAUUGCUGGAUUCCUAUACCGUUUCUGCCAAAUUGGUUGGAG
This is a messenger RNA of Prorocentrum cordatum, 927 nucleotides long. The record is from the annotation of a GenBank genome assembly. NCBI's taxonomy places the organism in Eukaryota, Dinophyceae, Prorocentrales, Prorocentraceae.